This is a messenger RNA of Eruca vesicaria subsp. sativa (arugula), 438 nucleotides long. The record is from the annotation of a GenBank genome assembly. Lineage: Eukaryota; Viridiplantae; Streptophyta; Magnoliopsida; Brassicales; Brassicaceae.
AUGUCGACCUCAUUCCAAACGCCCUCGAAGAAAAAAAACAAGCAAACGAUUCCCGCCAUGGCAAACUCCUAUACACUCCUUGCUGAUUUGAAUGCCGGUCGUUGCUCAAACACGGCGGAGGUCCGGCUUCUGCGUUUUUGGAAGGCGUGGAACACCAGCAGGAACAUCGGACGGUCCGGCGAACUGAUGAGCCUUGACAUGCUCCUCAUUGAUGAGAAUGCGACGCUGAUGCAAGCUUCUAUUGCUGCCGUUCGACAGAUGAGAUUCCGGCAGUCCCUCAAAAAAGGUUCUCUGUACAGCCUAACCGGUUUUGAUGUCACGCGCAGCAACCCAAAAUACCGGUUAUCUGAUGCGACUCUCUCCAUACGGUUCAAUGAUGGGACUUUCUUUGAGAAGAUUGAAACCACAGCCCGAACCAUACCAACCGAGCUCUUCUGA